Molecule: messenger RNA, 1908 nt
Organism: Linnemannia hyalina
Lineage: Eukaryota; Fungi; Mortierellomycota; Mortierellomycetes; Mortierellales; Mortierellaceae
Source: the annotation of a GenBank genome assembly
AUGGAGGACACGCCGCCGACCAGCCCCACCUCGCCCAUCGCUACUUACCAGGCACUUCCGUCCUAUGUCCACCAACAGCAACAGCAGCAUCAGAGGUCAAGGGUGCACUCGCCUCCACCGCCCAGCAAGAGCCCUAACACCAGCCGCGCGUUCGGACAUUCGACCUCAGGAAACUCUUCCUAUAUCGCCAAACACUCGUCGUCACAGUCAUCCUCCGCCGCUGCCCCUGGCGCAGACACAAGUAUCAACAGCAUCAGCAGCACCCACAGCUACAGCAGUCUCAACUCAAGCACUCAGGGAUACAGCAACAACGUCAUCCGGGAGGGCACCAGCAUCGUCAGCAACAGCAUCCUCAACAAUACCAUCAACCAGUCCAUCGCUAACAGCUCCACAGGAGGAGGAUUGAACAGCAACGACAGCUUCUUUGCCGUCAAACAGAGCAAUAUUUCGCGUGGAAUCUCAACCAACCUCUUGACAACUAGUCCUAGAGCAUCUCCCACCACCGCCGCCACCGCCCAACAACAUCAGCAGCAGGACAGAGCGCCCAGCACCAACACGUCUCCCUCAACUUCCGGAUCCAUUACUCGUCCUCCCAUGUCUUCUCAAAGACCCCGCGACAACAUUAGCAGCAAGAUUACUGGACAUAUCCCUUCGUUGGCCAACACUUCAUUCUCUUCGGCUGAGUUUUCCGACGGCUCAAUGACUUCUGGAUCCAUUGUUCAGAGUGUUACCCCAGUGCCAUUGACGGCAGCACCCUCACAGGAACCCUCACCGGAUCAAGGAUCCGUCUCGUCAGUCAACCUGUCUGCCGCCAAAGGAACGACAUUAGAGACGACAGCUCUCGUCACGGGAGCUGGAAACAUUACCAAGUCUGCUCCAUCUGGCUCGGACCAACACACCACCGCUGUUGCUGUAUCUUCAGCGUCCGCUCAACCAAGCCAACAACGGUCGCAGCAGAACAACCAAAGCAGCUCCAGCAGUCAUCAUGCAACACAUGGACACGAUCGCAGUCAUGGACGCCAAACUGAAUCAACAUCCUCGUCCAACAAGCACCGAACAAGGACGGAAAGUACCAAGGACGUCCCACGACCUAGUGCAACUGUUUCGCCCGCGCCCAUUCCAGCCAUGCACUGGACUCGUGCCAAGGUCCAUGGGCAGAUUCCACCCAAGGAUCUCCGCGCUCAGACUGUCAACCUUGUUGGAGAAUCUGUCUAUGUCUUUGGAGGAUGCGACCCCAAAAACUGCUUCAAUACCCUGUACAUUUUUGAUGCAGAUACCAUGCACUGGUCGCAACCAAAGACAUAUGGAUCUAUUCCUCCACCUUGUCGCGCUCACUCUUCUACUCUUGUUGACAACAAGCGCCUCUAUGUGUUUGGCGGUGGCGAUGGACCUCAGUACUUUAACGAGCUCUAUAUGCUCGACACAGGCGGCGACGGAGUUCAGGCAUUGAACGACACAUAUCAGCUGAACCUUGCAGACAUGCACUGGACGGAACUGAAGACAACUGGUACGAUCCCCAUUUCCAGAGGCUACCAUACCAGCAACUUGAUCAAGAACCAUUUUAUCGUGUAUGGAGGAAGUGACGGACACGAGUGCUUCUCUGAUGUGCACGUCCUUGACCUUGUCGGAUCUUACCUGUUUGUGAUUGGAGGACAUGAUGGAAGCCGGUACUCGUGCGACGUGAUGAUGCUCAAUUUGGUGACAUGGUCAUGGGAGACACGCAAGGUGUACGGCAUCCCUCCCGCAGGACGAGGAUACCACGCGUCGCUCCUGUACGACUCGCGGCUGUUCAUGUUUGGUGGAUACGAUGGCCAAACUGUGUUUGACGACAUUUACAUCCUGGACCUGAGCACUUGCGCGUACUUGCCCCAAAUCACCGACUUUCAAGUACUGAAGGAUGGGCUGUGA